UGUUAAGUUUCACGAUUUGGUCGGGAGACUCCCGAUUUUGACCCCAAUGCUCACGCCUCACGAUUAGAAAGCCAAAUCUCCCGAUUUUCCAAAAAUGUCAAUUUUUUUUUUUUUUUAAACUUUUUUGUUUGUCACCGUUUUGUAACGAUACCAUUCGGCCCGAUUCGGAAAAUGACCAACAACGAAUAGCCUGGCCGUCUCCGACUUCCCUGCCCUCCCUCCCCUUCAGAGCUGGAAAAGCCCAAGAUGCUGGCACUAAUAAACCGGCUUUUAGACUGGUUCAAGUCUUUAUUUUGGAAGGAAGAGAUGGAGCUGACCCUGGUCGGCCUCCAGUAUUCGGGAAAAACGACGUUCGUCAACGUAAUUGCCUCUGACGAAACCCUAAUUGGAGUGAUGGUUGAUGAGAUGAAGAGGCUGCUGAGGAAGCUGAUGUCCAAAUUUGUGCAAAUGGAUGUGAUCAGGAAAGCUGAGGAUAUCCUAGAUGUUGAUUACAGGAACAAGGAGAACUGGCAUGACACAGGCAACAUAGCAGUAUCACAUGAUACCAGACAAUACAUGGAGCAAGUUGAAGACUAUCUCUGAUGCCAUCAAAAAGAGGUUCUUUGACAGUGUAGUUAAUUUUUACACAAGUGUUGUGACCAAAAUGAACUUGAAAAAAAAUGGUUGCAUUUUGUCUUAGCGAUUGUCGCGCGCGCGCGUCAUCGGGGUUGGCAAACAGAAAUCUCCCUAUUUGCAAUUUCUACAACUUAACA
Messenger RNA from Corythoichthys intestinalis (scribbled pipefish), 752 nucleotides. Its product is annotated as ADP-ribosylation factor-like protein 8. NCBI's taxonomy places the organism in Eukaryota, Metazoa, Chordata, Actinopteri, Syngnathiformes, Syngnathidae. Gene Ontology annotation, biological process: anterograde axonal transport. The coding region runs from base 247 to 582 and encodes 111 amino acids. Gene Ontology annotation, cellular component: lysosomal membrane. The record is from RefSeq and is a predicted model, not a curated record. The transcript has 2 exons.